UCAUGUUUUGGUUUCACGUUUAAACAAACCUGCCAUUUGCUCAAUGUACAACAAAUCACACUACCAUCUAUAGCAAAGACUACGGUAGAACCAUCGUUGAAUGAAUAUCUGUAAUACCUGCAGUUAUAGUGAUUACAGAGCUAUUAAAACUUGCAUUUCGUUAUAAUUUAGCAUUUUAAAAAAAAAACUCGACCUUUUUGAAAUCAAAAUGCCAAUUUUUGUUACUAAUUACCAUUGGGACCAAUCAUCUGAAAAUAUUUACCUUAGAGUUGAGCUGCAAGGAGCUAAAAAAUCUUCAGUGAGUGUUUUGCAGUCUGAAAACUACAUCAAAGUCAGUUUCCCGCCCUACAUUUGCGAAAAACCUCUAUGGGGAAAAAUUGACCCAGACAAAACGCUAGUCACUAUCGAAAAUGGAUCAGUUGGCGUACGGUUGCAGAAAGCCGAAGCGAAAGAAUGGAUUGCGUUGUCGGUUGAUUUGCCAUUCGACAAAACAGAGGCGCGAGAUUUUAUGGCAAAACUGCGGCAAGAUGCGGUCAAGUUUUCACAGAAAGAUGCGGAAAAAAAGCGCGAAGAAAAAGCAGCAGACAAAAACAAAAAAGAUCGAUUUGCAGUUUCACAACAGAUAAAAUUGGAGCAAGAUGAAAAAAAGAGAAUUGAAGAUUUCAAAAAUGAGGAGAAAAAACGAAUGACGGAUGAAAUUUUGGAAUUUCAAAAAUCAACUGAAAAUGAAAACUCGGAGCAAAAUGAUGAAAUUAAACGUCAGUGGGAGCAUUAUCGAAAAUUAGAAGCCGAAUUGGAAAACAUUGAUUCGGAUGAAGACGAAACGAAAGUUCUGGAGGAAACUAAAUCAACGUUGAAAUCGGCUUCGAAUGAAGGCAAAAACAAAAAAGCUGAGAAAACAGAAAUUGAAGAAAAGCCAAAACACAAAACUGUGAUCGAAAAUUAUUUGAAACAAAAGCAACAGAUUUUCGACAACUCUGAAAUAAGUCAACCCGCUAUUCGAGGAGCUGGCAAGAAUAUUGAGAUUUCAUUCACGCCUCGUGUUUUCCCGACACCUCUUCGCGAGUCGCGAAAACCAGAGGAGGAUGAAUGGCUUCGGAAGCAAAACGAAGCUCGUAAGAGAGCAGAUGACUUUUCAGACGAGUUAAGUGAUAUCGAAAAAGAUCCCGUUUUGUUGAGGCAAAAAGGAAAUUCAUUUUUCCAGAAGGGAAACUACCAAGGCGCAGCAAAUGUGUUCACACAUGCCAUUAAAUUGUACCCAAAAAUGCCUGAGCUAUAUUCAAAUCGUGCAGCUUGUCAUUUAAAGUUACGCAACUUUUUUAAGGCGCUCGACGAUAGCUCGAAAGCGAUCGACUUGUUAGUUCCCGCUUGCGAAGCGAAUGCGAAAGAUCGGACUAAGGCUUACUUGAGGAGAGGCGCCGCUUUUUGCGAGUUAGAAUGCUACGCCGAGGGUUUAAUCGAGUACGAAGCAGCACUGAAAUGUAAUCCUACAAAUGAACAGAUUUACAAAGACUGCCAAAACUUGAGAAAGUACAUCGAGGGAACGUAUACAGGUGCUCUGAGAAUGGAAAACCCAUAUGAAAACGAAAACAACAUAAAAUCUAUUUUGGCCCCUAAAGCUGGUCAGAAAACCAAAACAAAGUCAGGAAGCCAAAACAAAGAUGAAGACGAAGUAGACGACAAUGGGGACGACGAGACUGCUUCGGAAACUUCCGACGAUGAUGACGAGGGAGACGAUGAUGUAAUUCAUGACAUAGAAAAUCAUGUGACCAAAAAGCCGUUGGUUGACAAAGAGGAUUCGAAUGAGAACUUCAAAGCAACGGUUACAAAUUGUGAAGACAAUGAGGAGCCCGAUUCAGAUGACGUGGAUGAGUGAACCAGUGUCUGUUUAAAACUAAAUUUUUAGUCGGUUGAAAGUCCAUCUUGAUUUUCUAUUCAAUCCUGGCUUUUCGAAGGGGAAAUUUAGAACCUGAAAGCAUUUUAAGUUGGGCGCCAAGUUGGUCGUGUUUUAUUCUCAUUGCUGCUGCUAACAGACCAAGUCGGAUAAAGGCAUGAGCUGCUGUACAUAAAUUCUUUUUUGUAUCAUAUUUCUUACAUUUUGUUAAAAUGUUCUUUUUGCUAUCUCUCAUGCAUAUCUGAUAGAAAUAGAAGUGUUUUGGAUGCUUUUGAAAUUCAUAAUUCGAUCUCACUUCUAAUUGUGAGUGUCAAUU
This is a messenger RNA of Symsagittifera roscoffensis, 2210 nucleotides long. RefSeq names its product dynein axonemal assembly factor 4-like. NCBI's taxonomy places the organism in Eukaryota, Metazoa, Xenacoelomorpha, Acoela, Convolutidae. The record is from RefSeq and is a predicted model, not a curated record. The transcript has a single exon. Bases 209 to 1876 code for a protein of 555 amino acids. Gene Ontology annotation, molecular function: protein binding. Gene Ontology annotation, biological process: outer dynein arm assembly; cilium movement; inner dynein arm assembly.